Molecule: messenger RNA, 1836 nt
Organism: Sitophilus oryzae (rice weevil)
Lineage: Eukaryota; Metazoa; Arthropoda; Insecta; Coleoptera; Curculionidae
Product: tryptophan 5-hydroxylase 1
Exons: 9
Coding region: 214-1779 (521 amino acids)
Biological process (GO): aromatic amino acid metabolic process; serotonin biosynthetic process
Cellular component (GO): neuron projection
Molecular function (GO): iron ion binding; tryptophan 5-monooxygenase activity
Source: RefSeq, a predicted model, not a curated record
CAUUCUAUGUAGUUUGUAUCAAAUCUGCUUUAAUUCUGUCAUACCUCUGACCGAGUGUAUCUGAUACACUUUGAGUUUAUUAAUUGUUGUUGAUGACGGUGUUUUAUAUAUUCAAGUUUAAUUUUUGCCUAAAUAAUUAAUUGAAAAGUUGUUUAUAACAUAUUAUUUGUUUGGGGGUAGUAAAAUUGGUAAUAAUAAAAGUAAAAAGGUAUUAUGAGUGGAUCUGGUAAACCUUUGUUGGGUUUGUGGCUAUACAGGAGUGGUGAAGAAUGGAAUUACAAAGAAGAGAGUCCCAUUGCUUUGAAGAGUCAGCCAAAAUCUGAUUCCAAAGAAUCAUCAACCGAGAUGGAAAAGAUUUCCAUAAUUUUCACUUUGAAAAACCAAGUAGGAGGAUUGGUUAGAGCGCUUCAAGCUUUCCAGGAUCUCGGAAUCAGCGUGCUGCACAUCGAAUCCAGACCUGGUCAGGCCGGAGACAGCCAGGUGGAUUUUUUGGUGGACAUUGAAACGGAUACCAAGAAGCUGGAACAAUUGGGACGGAUGCUAAAGAGGGAAGUUCUGACAAUGGUUAUUGGAUCUUAUGGAAAUGGAAUUGAAGAAUUCCCACCUCCUACGCCACUGAGUGCUACAACCAGUUUUGAUUUCGAUGACAUGCCCUGGUUUCCUAAAAAAAUCUCCGAACUGGACAACGCCCAGAAUGUUCUGAUGUAUGGAAGUGAAUUAGAUGCUGACCAUCCCGGAUUUAAAGACCCUGUAUACAGGACCAGAAGAGAGCAGUUCUUUAGGAUUGCUAUGAAUUAUAAACAUGGUCAUCCUAUACCAAAGGUCAAAUACACACCUGAAGAAAUAAAAACAUGGGGAGUUGUAUUUCGUGAACUGCAGAAACUCUACCAGAAGCACGCUUGCAAGGAGUACCUUGAGAACUGGCCACAACUGGUCAAAUACUGCGGAUACAGGGAAGACAACGUGCCACAGCUCCAAGACGUGAGCGUUUUCUUGAAGCGGAAAACUGGAUUUCAGUUACGUCCUGUAGCUGGUUAUCUGAGUCCGAGGGAUUUUCUGAGCGGUCUUGCCUUCAGAGUUUUUCACUGUACUCAGUAUAUCAGGCAUUCCAGUGACCCGUUUUACACGCCAGAACCUGAUUGCUGUCAUGAGUUACUGGGACAUAUGCCACUUCUAGCCAAUCCGAGCUUUGCUCAAUUCUCACAAGAGCUGGGGUUGGCCAGUUUGGGAGCUUGUGACGAGGACGUGAAUAAAUUAGCGACGCUGUACUUCUUCACUGUUGAAUUUGGAUUGUGUAAACAAGAUGGGGAACUGAAAGUUUACGGUGCCGGACUCCUCAGCAGUGUAGCUGAGCUGAAACACGCCAUCGAAAACGCCGAUGCGAAGGUAAAACGUUUCGAUCCCGAUCUCACCUGUCUUCAGGAAUGCAUUAUAACCGACUAUCAACUUGGGUACUGGUACACGGAUACAUUCGAAGAAGCAAAGGAAAAAAUGAGAACUUUUGCUGAAAGGAUUCAAAAACCCUUCGGCUUACGAUACAACCCUUACACUCAGAGCGUGGAGGUUCUGAGCAACGCUCAGAAAAUCACUGCGGUCGUUUCUGAGCUCAGAGGAGACCUGUGUAUCGUGAACAGCGCUCUGAAGAAGAUCGGAGCAAGAGAUUCAACUUUGGACGUGAACAGAAUAGCAAAUCUGCUACAGACUGGGUUAAUCACUGAAGAUCUAUCCUUGGAGAACGGACAGAGUAUUGACGAACAUGGUGUGGGUAAAAAGGAAUAAAAAAAAUUAAGAAUAUAACUUCUGAUAAUAAUUGAUUAAAUAAAACAUGCUGGAUUU